Molecule: messenger RNA, 1816 nt
Organism: Rosa rugosa (rugosa rose)
Lineage: Eukaryota; Viridiplantae; Streptophyta; Magnoliopsida; Rosales; Rosaceae
Product: anaphase-promoting complex subunit 6-like
Exons: 10
Coding region: 359-1075 (238 amino acids)
Biological process (GO): translation
Cellular component (GO): cytosolic small ribosomal subunit; ribosome
Molecular function (GO): structural constituent of ribosome; protein binding
Source: RefSeq, a predicted model, not a curated record
ACUUAUUUCUAUUUCCCCGCUAACAUCUCGAUCGAUCCGUAGCCCUAAUUAACCCAAGCUCUCUCUGUCUCUAUCUCGCCCAAGCGCUCUCUCUCUCUCUUCUCGCCCAAGCUCACCCUAGCUCUCUCUCUCUUCAGAACUUGGGUUUCUGUCUUCGUCCAAACUCAGGUUCCAAGGGCCUGAGGAUCCACGACAACCCUGCUCUCGAGCACGCCUCCAAGGCCUCCAAUUUCCUCUACCCGGUCUUCUUCAUCGAUCAGCACUGCAUGAAUCCCGACCCGAACGCACCCUCGGCCGGGUCCUCCAAGGCCGGCCUGAACCGAAUCUGGCGAUCAUUAGAUCUAAAAGAAGCGGAAAAAUGGUGAGAGUCAGCGUUUUGAACGAUGCUCUGAAGAGCAUGUACAACGCAAAGAAGAGGGGCAAGAGACAGUUCAUGAUCAGGCCUUCGUCCAAGGUCAUCAUCAAGUUCCUUAUCGUUAUGCAGAAGCACGGUUAUAUUGGAGAGUUUGAGUAUGUUGAUGACCACAGAUCUGGAAAGAUUGUGGUUGAACUCAAUGGGAGGCUGAACAAGUGUGGUGUUAUCAGUCCUUGCUUUGAUGUUGGUGUCAAGGAGAUUGAAGGCUGGACGGCUAGACUUCUUCCGUCAAGACAGUAUGACAAAGAAAAUGUUGUAGAAGCAAACUUUGGAGAACUUGAAAAAGAGAGAUGUAACAGUAACACUUCCGAUCUUUCGUUCAUUCACACUCUGAAUACCAACACUAACCUUCUGGUGUGCAAAGCAGAAUACUACCAUCAGUGUGGUGAAUAUCAAAAAUGCUUUGAACUUACCUCUUUCCUACUUGAAAAAGACACUUUCCAUCUCAAAAGUACAUUAGUGCAUCUAGCAGCUGCGAUGGAACUUGGGAAUUCAAAUGAGCUCUAUCUUAUGGCAUGCAAUUUAGUGAAGGACUAUCCUCAAAAGGCUUUGUCAUGGUUUUCUGUUGGCUGUUACUACUAUUGUAUAAAAAAGUAUGAUCAGUCAUGCCGUUAUUUCAGUAAGGCUACCAAUGUCGAUGGAAACUUUCCACCUGCAUGAAUGGGAUAUGGGAAUGCUUAUUCUGCUCAAGAUGAGGGAGAUCAAGCUAUGUCAAUUUAUCGCACUGCUGCUCGUUUGUUUCCAGGGUGUCAUUUACCAACUUUGUACAUUGGAAUGGAGUACAUGCGAACCCACAGCUACAAACUUGCUGAGCAGGGUACUCUUAAUGAUGGAAGAGUAAUUGCCGUGAAGCAAUUGUCUGCAGCAUCCUAGCAAGGAAAAAAUGAGUUUCUCCCUUGUUGUGUGUUCUUGCAGGCAACGUAUUAAGCUCCCCCCUUCUUGAUUUUAUGUCAUGCUUGAUUGUAUUAUUUGGUACUAAUUCACUUUAUUCUUUGAGCCCAUUUUUGCUGCAGUACAGUGACUAAGAAGAAGUUGAGGCAGAGAAUUUGGAACCUGCUAAGUACAUUAUGUAUUCAAAUGGUUUUUGAUUUGGUCGACCCACAAAUAGAAGUCCUGAAACACUACCAAGUGUUAAAUAAGGUACUUGAUAAGAAUGGGGCUACUCCAGCUAGAAGUGUUUUGGCGUGGAUUCUAAUAAAAAUUUGAAAGUAUGCUUAGUAGCAGCUGUGGUUGAUAAUUUGGCCAUUUUUUUUACUUCUAAUGAAGGUGCUGCAGUGUUGGCAUGGCUCAUCUUUGUUUUUAAACAAUCUUUGGCUGGUCUUAGAAUUGUGAUUGUUGGUUAGUUAUAGAUGAUGGGUUUCAUAAUAUUUUUCAAUUUAUGAUAUUUGGUGGGUUAUACUA